This is a messenger RNA of Pimephales promelas (fathead minnow), 5004 nucleotides long. The record is from RefSeq and is a predicted model, not a curated record. NCBI's taxonomy places the organism in Eukaryota, Metazoa, Chordata, Actinopteri, Cypriniformes, Leuciscidae.
CAGAGAACCGCGACGGCAAGAAAGAAGCAUGUUAGCAACGUAAACGGGAUAAACAAAAGAAAAUAGUAUCAAGGUUUUUCAAAAUGAUGGACUCGUGUUUAAAUAACAAGUCUGAGAAUGUUGGCUCUAUAACGGUUGAAGACCUCCGGAAAGAUCUCUUCGCCGAGUUCUCCAAAUUAUCAAGGGACUCGGUAUUGCUGGAAAAAGAGAAUUUGCAGGUCUAUCUCCGUGUACGUCCAUUCACUACUGCAGAGAGAGCAGACGGAGAAUCACAGGAGUGCAUUUCAAUUGAGCCUCCAGAUACUGUGAUUCUGAAAGCACCUAGAGCAUCUCUGACAGCCAGACACAGUGAGAGAUUUGGCCCACAGCUGGUGCAACGAUUUCAGUUCUCUCAGGUGUUCGGUCCAGAAACAACACAAAGACAGAUAUUUGAUGGAACAACUAAAAGCCUCGUGAAAGAAGUCUUGGAGGGGGGGAAUUCCUUGAUCUUUACAUAUGGAGUUACCAAUGCUGGGAAGACAUUUACCUUUCUUGGCCCUGAGUCAGAUGGUGGAAUUCUGCCCAGGUCAUUGAAUGUUAUCUUUAACAGCAUAGAAGGUAGAAUUUAUUCUCAAAAUAACAUCAAACCUCUCAGAUGUGUUGACUUUACAAGACUCACUAAAGAGCAGCAGGAUGAGGAUGCUACAAAUAAGAGAAACCUUCUUCGGCGAUUUAAAGAUAAUGACUCCCAGAAAACUCUGUCCAGCAUGUCCAGCUCUAGUUGUUCAUCUUUUGAAAGCUCCACUUCUAGUGACACAAAUGGGGACAGUGUCUGUUUGGAUGAGACCUCUCAUGUCAAAUUCUCAGUGUGGGUCUCCUUUUGUGAAAUCUACAAUGAAAGCAUCCAUGACCUGCUUGAUCUUGUUUCAAAUGGGUCUCACAGAAGGAGCGUUUUGCGAUUAGCCCAAGAUGUUAAAGGCAACGCUUUUGUCAAAGAUCUAAAAUGGUUUCAAGUUAACAGUGCAGAAGAAGCAUUAAAAGUAAUGAAAAUUGGAAGAAAAAAUCAAAGUUUCUCAUCCACCAAGCUCAACAACAUCUCAAGCAGAAGCCACAGUAUAUUUUCCAUUCGAAUCUUGCGGGUUGAAGAUGUGGGUGUUCCUCGAAUUCAGGCAAUAAGCGAAUUGUCAUUAUGUGAUUUGGCUGGAUCUGAGCGAUGUGCAAAGACUCAGAACCGAGGUGACCGCUUAAAAGAAGCUGGAAACAUCAACACUUCCUUGUUAACUCUUGGAAAAUGCAUCAACGCUUUGAGGCUCAACCAAACGCAAUCCAAGUUUCAUCAGCAUGUCCCCUUUAGAGAGAGCAAGCUCACACAUUAUUUGCAGGGUUUUUUCUGUGGCCGUGGAAAAGCCUGCAUGCUCAUCAAUAUAAAUCAGAGUGCCUCGAUGUACGAUGAAACCCUGAACGUCCUCAAGUUCUCAGCGGUGGCUCAGAAGGUAGUGGUCCUCAACCCUAAACCAGCUCCUAGCAUUGUGCUCAAGAGAUCUGCCAGAGAUGUGUCCAUGAUAAUCAAUAAUGCAGACAAGAAGGAUUGGACCAGGAGAAGUUCACUCAUGGGCUGGGAGAUGAGUCUAGAGGAUGUGCAAGAGGAUGAAGAUGAUGAAGAUAUUGGUGAGGAAGAUGUGGAGAGUGGCGAUGAGAGCAUGGAGGACAACACUGUGCUAGAGACUACGCAAAAUCAAGAGCUGUGUGAGCUUCAGGUAACAAUUAAAGAGCUCAAAGAGAAGUUGUCCAAAGAGGAGUCUGAAAAAUUAACUAUGGAAUCUCGUAUUCGUGAAGAAGUUACUACAGAGUUUAUGGAGCUGUUUUCUAAUAUGGAAAAAGACUACAAUGAACGUCUCCAAAGAGAGAAGGAACUAGUUGAGGAAAGAGCAGAAAGGAGAUUGGAGAUACUGAAGAAUCUGGUGAACAGAACAGUUGAGGAAAUGGACGCUGUUAACACUGAUGAGAAUGCAGCAAAGGAUGCUAAGAUUGAGCUUUUGGACAGCCUGAUUGAAGUUAUGCGAGGUGAUCUAGCUAAGAUAAAGGGAGAUGCAGAAGCAGUACACAUGUGCCUGACGAAUGUCCCUGAAUCACCUGGAACAGUCAGUCGUCUGAGGACACAGCUGGAGGAGAUGAAAGAGGAGCUUCUCAAAAGCCAACAACUUCUCAGUCUUAAAACAAAAGAGUUUGAAGCAAUGUGUGUUCAGGCACAAAAAUCAAAUGAUCAGCUUCUCCAAGCAAAUGGGAAUUACGAGAACCAGAAAGUGAGAUGUCAGGAACUCAUGUCAAUCUGCCAGGAGAAAGAUGACAUGGUCUCUGUAUUACAGACUGCUUUGGACCAAAAUGUGGAGGCAGCCACUAAAGAUAGGGCCUUAAUUAACAACAUCAAAGAAGAAAUCCUACAUUUUAGAAACAACUGCAAGUGUUUGCUGAAUGAAGACUCCGACCCUCGAGGGGAAGAAAUGACAAGUCAAGAAUCUCAACAUCUGCAAGAACUGAAAAUGAAAGAUGACCUGCUGAAUGAACUUACACUUGAGAAAUGUUCACUUGAAAAAACAGUGUGUGAUCUCACUGAUAGACUGGCAGAGCUGACGCAUGCACAUGAAGCCACUGUGGCGAUGGAGAGAGCAGAGGUCAACAAAGUCACAAAUGAGAACAAGGCUGUUGCCAAUGAGUUACAUGUACUUCAGCAGUCAGCCAAUGAGAUGAGCUCAAAGCUCAAAACUCUCCAGAUGGAAUUGAGCACUCAGACAAAUAUGGCCAGUGACCUUUCAGAAAAGCUUGACACAGCCAGAGCUCUGAUUAAGGAACAUCAAGCUGAGUUUUGCUGUCAGUCCAAAACCAUUGAAUCCUUAAUGACAGAGACAGGUAAUUUGCAUCAGGAACUCAGUGCCUGCCAGCUCUCACGUGACAAAAAAGAAGAUGAAUGCAUGAGGAUGGUGGAAUUAUCUCAUGAGAACAGCAGACAGAUCAAUGCCUUGGAGCAGGAGGUCAGUCAGACCAAAGCGAACGUGUGCCAGCUGAAAGAGCUCUGCAAUCAGCUUAAAAAUGAGCGAGAUGCCCAGGCACAGGAAUAUCAGAGCCUACUGAGCCGAUAUGAAGCUCAAAAGUUGAUCAUGGCCCAAAAAAGAAGCAACUCUGAGCUGCUGAAAGAGCUAACCACUCUGAAACAUCAGAAACUGAGGAUGGAUGACCAAGAGCAAGACUCCAGAGAUGAUUGCUGGAAAACUCUGCAGGACAAACUCAUGCAAAUGCUGAGAAAACUGAACCAACAUGAGGAUGUUCUGAACGUAGUGAGAGCAAUUGUAGAGAAUGAGAUAACUAAGGCAAGAGAUGAGGCCAAGAGAAGAUUAGAUGCGAUGGAGAAAGAUCUGUCUCAUAAAGAUGCAGAACUAGAGACCAAAACUAAAGAUCUUUUGAAGUCGAGAGAACUUGUGACCGAUGGACUUAAUAAAAUCAAGACCAUGAGUUGCAAUUUGCAGCAGGUGGAGAAGGAGCGAUCUGAUGUCAGUGAUCAGUUAUGUAAGGCUAACUUGCAGAAGGAGCAGUUAGAGAAACAGAUUUUAAUCUUGAGUGAAGAAAACAAAAUGUUUCUGCAGAAACUAUGUGAAGCGGAGGAGAUGAGGGAUCAGGCUGGACACAGUUUGAGCUGCACAGAGCAAACUAUUGAUCCACUGCAAACUGUGCAGUCAAACCAUGCAAUAGAAGAAGGAAACACACUGCCUUUCAAAACAACCUGCCGUGAUCUUUUGGCAGAGCAGAAACAGAUUGAGGAGACAUGUGUUAACUCAAAUAAAGAUUGCACACAGACAGAUGAGGGGGAAUUGCUGGAGGCCAGGCUGAAUGAGAUUGAAUCCAUAACUGAAGAUCAUGCUAAACUGCAGGAAAUGUAUCAGAAACCAAGUGUGUGUCUCUCUCAUAAACCCCAGCAAGAGGAACGGAGAGCCUGCAGACCUGCAGAAAGCACAAAGCUUCAGCUGGCUGAAAAGCAAGAUACCAUUGUAAAAUUACAAAGGGAAAAGGGGGAUUUUGCUGCUACUUUUAAAUCUGGUUCCCAGAAAAUUGACAGACCCAAACAGACUUCAAACGUGAAGACAAAGAAUGAAGGCGAUUCAUUUAGUCCAACACAAGAGCAGGUUGCAGUACAAGACUCCUCUGUCCUUUCCACAAAGAGUCUCAGAGAUGAACGCUUCCCGAAGCCUGAGCUAGAAAUCAGCUAUACACCUCUUAAACCUGACCGAAUGAAUGUCAGGAAACCGGGAGAAGAAGAGUCUGUCACAAUCAAACUCCGACGUACAGCCAGAAAGAGAAAGAGCCCAGACAUGCAGAACUCGGUAGAGUCAGAAAAUCGGAAAAACCGACGGCUAAAGGUUAAAAACUGGGAUGACAUGCAGUCUGUUGAGACUCCCACUGUGCAAGGAAAAAAGGUGAGUCAAUUAAAGCAGAAAGACUCUCCUGCCAGCCUGAAAGGUAAAAAGGAUGGAGCCCUCCAAAAGAUUGGUGACUUCAUCCAGAGCUCUCCAACCCUCUUUGGAAGCAAAGCCAAGAAGAUCAUGAGCAUGGUGAAUGUUAAGUCUCCUGAACUGCCAAAUGCUUCUGAAAACAACAAACCCAAGAGAUCCAAACGAAAGCUCUUCAAGACUCAGGUUUCCUCUCCGCUGGACAUCCUCACUCAUCCUGUCAAUGGAAGCUGUGAAGAUGAUAAAGAGAGUGAUCAUCUCAUAAUCAAGAGAAAACUCAGAACAAGAACUGCCAAGAGAUGACACAAACAUACAAUUUGAUGGUGUAAUUUCAGUUAGUUUGCUUUUUCUUUUUUUCUUCAAAUUGUCAUAUUUUGUUUGUUUAAUACGUAAAUGUUGUUGAAUAAUUCAUAAUUGUUUUAUUAACACUGGGCAUGUUUGUAAAUAUUUUAUUUUUAUUUUAUUUUUUUUAAUUUAGCCUUCGAUUUCUUGUGGUAAUUAGACAAAAUAUGGCCAAAAAUGCUGU